GGCGGGCGGUGUAGCGCAUCUGUGGCGGAUCCCAAACGUCGUCGCGAAAACAAACAGAUACAGCGUCUGUCUAUUCCUGGUAAAAAAUAUACAACUACCAGGCAGUUUUGCGAAGCCAGUGUCACAUCUCUGCCAUUGUUGUCGCCUUGGCCAAAGUGGAUCUCAUCAGUUGAACUUCUCCAUCAGCCAUCGGAGCUCACGGCGGGCCUGCUGGCGAGAUCUAGACCACACAUGGAGCUUUGCGAAGAGGAUCGGGGCAAGUUUUGCUGAAAUCACCAGAGCAGGAGGCGCGUAAGGGUCGAACCAGGAAGGUGUGAUGAAGGAUCGUCUGGCCGAGCUGACUGCUACUAAGACCCGAGAAGAGGAGGAUGUCGAUGUUACAGAGGACUGCAGGGAUGGCUUCAUGGAGAGCUAUUUCAGGAGGGUGGAGGAAGUCAGGGGGCUCAUUGAUAAAAUCUCCUACCAAGUGGAGGAGGUGAAGAAGCUGCACAGCAUGAUCCUGUCUGCACCCAACCCGGAUCACAGCACAAAGCUUCAACUGGAUGGACUGACCACUGAUAUCAAAGGGAAUGCCAAUGUUGUGCGAACUAAAUUAAAAUUCAUGGAGCAAAGUAUGCCAAAAGACGACAUCGCUAACAGAGCUUCUGUUGACUUGAGGAUCCAGAAGACGCAGCACACCGUGCUGUCGAGGAAGUUUGUGGAAGUCAUGACCCAAUACAAUGAGACGCAAGUGUCCUUUCGGGAACGGAGCAAAGGAAGGAUCCAGAGACAAUUGGAGAUAACAGGAAGAACGACCACCAAUGAAGAACUGGAGGACAUGCUGGAGAGUGGAAAUCCAUCAAUCUUCACAUCUGAUAUCAUUUCUGAUUCGCAAAUCACUCGUCAGGCCUUAAAUGAGAUAGAAUCCCGUCACCAGGACAUCAUGCGUCUGGAGUCCAGCAUCAGGGAGCUUCAUGCAAUGUUCAUGGACAUGGCAAUGCUGGUAGAAACUCAGGGGGAUAUGGUGAACAACAUUGAGAAUAAUGUCUCUAAUGCAGCUGAGUACAUUUAUUGUGCAAAGGAAGAGACUAAAAAGGCAGUGAGAUACCAGAAGAAGUCACGCAGGGUUUCUCUGCUUUUACUCAUCAUACCGAUUGGAGUCUGUGGCAGGUGGAUUUCUUGGUUCACGAGCUUAGACUUCAGAGAAGACCCUUUGGCCAGCUCCACAACAAGAUUACAAGUUUCCAUUCAGUGCAAUUACAAGAAAGCUACCUUUAGCACAUAAAUAUAAAUAUAAUGUAUGCAAUGCAGUUUGCACAAGACACAUGUAACCUUCCAGUAAACUGGAAACAGGAAGAUUAUUACGAGCCUUACACUCCCAUGUCUGCAGGAUCAACCCUCUGCUGGCUGAAGCUGCAUACACACAUGAAGGUCUGUCAAUCUUCUAAGAUCUUACUGCAAAGCCGGGCAGCCUAGUAAGCCUUGUGGCAAAAUCUGAAGCUGUGACUUUCAAAAGAUUCAACCGCUGUAAUCUUCGUCUUUGUAUAAUUUUCACAAAUAAUGUUGUAGCGUCAGCCUCUUUUGUUCUCCCUCUUCCUUUUAUAUAUUACCUUUGUAUGCUAUUCAUUUUAACAAAAUAUGAAAGCAUUAUGACUUAGGGAUACCUUAGAGAUUGAAAAUACAAAAAUAUCCUUAACUUAUUGAAUUUAUGGUGUGCGAUGACUGGAAUAAUCAUGAAAAAAGUGGUGCAUUAAUGCAGUACUGUUGGAUAAUUCUUUCAAGAGCGCCCAUAUAAGUUUUUCUAUUGUGUACUUUGUACCGAAAAGAAUAAUAAUUAAAAUAUUCUUAAUAAAAUAUGUGUGCAGAAUAAUGAA
This is a messenger RNA of Fundulus heteroclitus (mummichog), 1853 nucleotides long. RefSeq names its product syntaxin 2b (gene stx2b). The coding region runs from base 317 to 1264 and encodes 315 amino acids. Gene Ontology annotation, cellular component: SNARE complex; synaptic vesicle; endomembrane system. Lineage: Eukaryota; Metazoa; Chordata; Actinopteri; Cyprinodontiformes; Fundulidae. The record is from RefSeq and is a predicted model, not a curated record. The transcript has 10 exons. Gene Ontology annotation, molecular function: SNAP receptor activity; SNARE binding. Gene Ontology annotation, biological process: intracellular protein transport; exocytosis; synaptic vesicle fusion to presynaptic active zone membrane.